UUGCUCGCCCGUUAUAUGCAAUUUCGUACUUCUGCCUUAUCUACCGACGAACUAAUGGUUAGAAUUGAAAAAUUCUUUUUAUUUUGAAAAGCCCUUUUAACGAGGAAGGCUUUAAGCUACUUAACAUCACGCUACGGCCUAUAGGAGCAAAGCACCGAUCAAAAAUGUGGCCAAAACGGGAAAAAUAAUGUUCGGUCGUCGGCUAGUCUUCAUAUUAUAAUAAAUGCGAAAGGUAUCUCACUAAAUCUCGAAAACCGCUUGACGUACAAAGAUUAAAUUUGGCAGGGAGGUUAUAGUUAGUAGGUAUCUGCUAAUAAUGAUUUUUCGAUAGAGCCUGAUUAAAGAGUUCUAGAGGUUCUCACAAGUUUGUAUGAAAAUCUUUGAUUUUUUAUGUUACAAUUGAAAUUUGACAGGGAGGUGUUUUGUAACAAUUUUUUUUUUACAUUCUUCAAGUAGUGAGGUCCUUGAGACCACAAGGCCCAACGAGAGUAAUAUAAUCACUUGGUAAGGUUUUAAGCGAUGGCCCCGACGCCGUCCUUCCUCUAUAUAUGCGUCUUUAAUAAUUACGAGCACUAAAUGUAUGAAUGUAAUGCUUAGACUGGGUCUUCUCAGUCUACGAUUUUUUAUCAAUCUAUACUCUGUACCAACUUUUGACAUUUGUCAUUACUAAUCUGUCGCCAAAAGAGGAAGUGAGCGCGCGCGCGCGAGUUUUGUACCUGCAUCGAUAAGCCACGAGUCUACCAGCUUAUCCAAGGAUAUUGAUCGCUCCUGGUUUCGCAUAACGUGGAAUAGGAUAUUGAGACAGUAAAUGAAGAUGAGUAUUAAAAACGCGCCAAACAUGUCUCAGCGCGAGAAAUUCGAGUUAAUUAAUUCGGAAGUGCGUUCCUUUUACGAAUAUUGUAAAGAGGCGGGCAUGAGUGACGAAGAGAUGGAUAUUAUAUGCCGUCCUUUGACGAAUGCUGUGCGUAAAGCUACAAUUAAACGGUGGACGAGAUUAUUUCUCUUGUUGGUGAUGAUAAUAGCUAUUGGGUACACUGUGAGUCAAACAGAUACUUUUCAAUGGCACGCGACAGCCAUCGUGAGAAUUUCUUUAAUAAAAUUGUUGCCGAUAUGGGACUGGACCCCUUUGUACUACAGCAAGUGUUUGAUAGAGAGAUCUCAGCCGCAGAAUGUGGAUUUAGUCUCUCCCACGGAUUGUGUUACUUGUGAAGCUAUCAGAACAAUAGUCAGAGUGUCGGACACGAGUUACACGGAGGUGUUCAGCCACCACCUCUCCCGCGGCGCGCCGGUGAUCGUCACCGACGCGUACUACGACUGGUCGGUGGCCGGCCUCAACCUCACCAACAUCAUCAGCACCGACACCCGGCUGCGAGACUCCGUGCCCUGCAGGACCCUAACCAACAUACGACUCGGGAAACAGCCCAUGGACUUAGAGGAAAUAGUUUCCAGGAUAACCAACACGGACAUCCCCAGUUGGUUCGUCCAUUUCCAAAACUGCGACAUCAGAGCUGUGAAAUCCUUCCGAAUUCUGGCCCCGAGACCGUAUUUCCUGUCCCCCCAUAUCCCUCCUUCGCAUUUCAACUGGUUGCUGCUAUCGAAAAAUUACGAUACAAAUAGGUUUAAAUACUUGGAACUGGAUAUAGGAUUGAUCAUUAUGUCUCAGUUGAAAGGGAAGACUUUCUUGCAGCUCAAGCCAAGGGCUCCUUGCGAGGAGAUAUGCUACACUUUGAAUAUCCAGCUAAAUGAAGGAGAGACCUUGGUUUUGGGCAAUUCGUUGUGGGAAAUGGAGUAUUUGCCAGGGACGGGCGACAAUGCUGCAAUGAUCACCGAGACCGAUUGGGUAGAGUCAUAAUACACGUUGAACAAUGUUUAUUGGAACUAGCUUAGGAUCGUAUGUUAAUGUAUAAAUUACUGGCGGACGACCAUAUAGGUACAUACCCCAUCUCACAUAAUGUUGCUAGCUUAAUUACAAAUUGGACAGUUUUUGGGUAGUUAAAUCAUUGUAUUAUGCUGUAUGACACGCUAAGCGAAAAAAGUACUACUCGUAUCUACGAUUCGAUCUCGGUUCGAUCCCCGUCAGUUUUGUGUCGUGGCCCAAACACUGACAUCACUACUAAUGGAGACGAAAGGUAAUAUUCGCGACAUUUUUAAAUAUUAAUCAUACUUAAAAUGUAGCCAAUAUUCUUUCGUAUCGACAGAAGUGAUAAUUUAAACCUUUUACCCUAUGAAAGAAAAAACCAGACAGAGUGGCGCCGUAACGCGUUACGUUACGAAGCGGCUUACCCUCCCAUAAGAAGUUAUCACUUCAAAAUUAGUGACUUUGGUUCGUAGAUGUUUUGCCUCAUAGGUAUGUCUGAACACUUCUGGAGACUUAUAAGUUCUAUUACUAAGCCUAUAAUCCUCCUAUGAAAAGAUCAUGAAAACCUUUAAUUAUUUAGGUUUAAAUAAAUUAAAGUUCGGAGGUCAACAUGAGGUAGGUUUUCGUGGUUAAUAAAUAUUUCAUGUGUUCUCAAUAUUUAUCUAUGUAUUAUAAAGUUUUUUGUACAACAUUUUAUUAAAAUUACUUCAGCCAUUUUCCAUGAUAGGAAUCGUCCAAUUUUUUACAUUUUUUUUUUACUAGAAUAACAUUUUAUGAAAUCAUACCGAUCAUUUUAUGACAUCAAAGCUGUCAAGCUAAUUGACGUCACAAAAUGCGCGUUAAGAUCUUCCCACAACACAGUUUAAGUUUUGUGGGAGCAUCCUUUUAAUAAUUUGUUCAUGUAACCUGUUUUUAAAUUGUUCCAAAUAAAACGGUUUUAAAUGUCAGAGAAUAGUUCCAAAUUCUUCUGUACAAUAACUGUAAGUAUCAAUAACAUUCACAAUUUAAAUAGAAAUUUUGCACAUGCACAUUAUGGCGACAACGUAGUGACGUCGCUAUGUAUUACUAAACUUAGUUAAGUAAGUAUAGUAUAAAAUAUUGUAUUGAAAAAAAAAAUAACGAUUGUGACAAAGUACCUCAAUAUUAUAAUAAUAUAUGAAGCAAACUAUAUACUUUUAUUAUUUCAAUAUUAUAUCCUUGUAGUUCGAUAUAAAACAUAAUAUAUUUUAAUAAAAAUGCAUCCUUACAUUGUAAUAUAUAUCAAAUGUAUAAUCUCAAACUUAUUAAAGAAACUGUUUGUUUGGGUCAAAUCGGUAGCCCAUGUAGCUUUGGAUCUUUAUGUUCUGGGUUCGAGUCCUGUGCUAAGCUGUAAUCUGACCUUUUCAAGAAAUUUUCAAUAGCAGGCCUGAGUUGGGAAGUUGGGUGUUAUAGUCUGGCAAAUUCGUUGAUGACAUUCCCAUAAUAUGCGGGCGACGGGGGCAGACUGUGCGGGUGUGAAAUAGUGCGUGCGAGGAAGUGAGGUGCAUGCAGUCAUGGGUUUCCAUUCGCUACACGUCCCCCAGCCCGCGCAGACCAUCGGGAGUGUUACGAUCGAAGUUGCCAACCUAUACACAGCCUGAGCGCAUGUUAAGAUGUCAGUCCCAAUAAUUAUCAUUAACAUCUGAUAAAGACUGUUACGGAUUCAACCAUUAUUACCUUAAGCUCGCCAAAACGCAUU
Bicyclus anynana (squinting bush brown) is the source of this 3575-nucleotide messenger RNA. RefSeq lists its product as uncharacterized. The transcript is spliced from 2 exons. The record is from RefSeq and is a predicted model, not a curated record. Lineage: Eukaryota; Metazoa; Arthropoda; Insecta; Lepidoptera; Nymphalidae. Bases 809 to 1852 code for a protein of 347 amino acids.